This is a messenger RNA of Gamsiella multidivaricata, 945 nucleotides long. RefSeq lists its product as uncharacterized. The transcript has a single exon. The record is from RefSeq and is a predicted model, not a curated record. Bases 1 to 945 code for a protein of 314 amino acids. Lineage: Eukaryota; Fungi; Mortierellomycota; Mortierellomycetes; Mortierellales; Mortierellaceae.
AUGACCGACACUACCGUUCACCAAGCUGUGGCCCACGCCGCACCCAAUGCCGAUGCCGAAGCCCCUGUCGUUGCCGAGGAACACUCCACAACUGAGGUUCCUGCUGUCGCUACUGAGGAGGCCGCCGCUGAACCUGAGGCAACGUUCUCUACCCAAGUUGAACCUUCAGAUGCACCUGUCCUCGAUGCGGAUGAUACUCCCAUAGAAUCUGCCGUCGUCGAGGAGGCCACAAUCACCGAGGAGGUCACAACCACCGAGGUCGCCACGGAUUCCCCCCCAGUCUCGGGAGGGUCGGACAAGAAGUCAAAGUCGUGGAUUGCAAAAUUGACAAACAACAUCAAGAAGUUGGCGGACAAGAAGCCCAAGGCCGAGAAGGCUCCUGCUACUCCCGCUGCCGAUGCCGAAACUUCUGCCGCUGCUGCUACCGUUGCCUCUGCUAAAUCGUCUACUGCCUCAGAGGAGGCAUCUGCAGAGGUAGAGGGCGAGGCAGUGACAGAGACAUCUACAGAGGCUGUCGUCGCCGAGGAGAUCGCUGCCCCUGCUGAUGCUGCCACAACCACUGAGGCAGAGACUGCCGUCGCUCCUGCAACAACUGAACCUGCUACAAAUGGAAAGCUCACUGUCCCUGAGCUUGCCACUGAAGAGCCGUUGUCUGGUCCUGCAAAACUCGGCAAGCGUUUGUCCUUCAACUUUUUCAAGAAGUCGCCCAAGUCGGAUAAGGAGAAGGAAAAGUCCGCUGCAGGCACAUCCACGCCUAUUGCAGAGGUUGCAGAGGUUGCAGAGGUUGCAGAGGUUGCAGAGACGACAGAGACCGCUGACGAACCCAAGGAAGCAGAGGAGACCGCGUCUUCAGCCUCGGUCAAGGAUGUUGCUCCUGUCAUCGAGGCGACACCCAUCGCUCCGGAGCAUGUAGUCGAAGAGACUGCCGUCGCUGCUGCUCAUUAA